AUGCAAAGACACUAUUCGGGUAACGAUAGCGACCACAAAGAGGACAAUAAGACGACCGACAGUGAGAUAAUACUGAGUGGAUAUCAUUCAGAGCCUCAGCGGCUAAUGUCUCAUAAGAUGCACAAAACACCCGAAAACACGCGACAAAGAAGUGGGUCAACGGAUCAGUUGGAGUCACUGGAGAUCAGCAAAAAAGUGACCAUAAUUUUAGGAGAUUUAUUGGUCGACUACGACAGAAAUCAGAGACCAGGACAUGGAGGACCCGAAGCUGUGAUCACAACAAACUUAGAAAUCAGAAGUAUUGGUCCCAUCUCUGAGCUCGAUAUGGAAUUUUCAUUAGACUGUUAUUUCCGUCAGAAAUGGUUAGACAAAAGGCUGGAAUUUUCCGGUCCUUCAAAGUUCUUAAGCCUUAAUAUAAAUAUUGAGAAGAAAAAGGCAUUUUUAUUCACUCAACAAAAGCAUUAAUAUUUAGGCUAAACAUCAGAAUAAUAAUAAAAUGUUUCCCCAAAUUGUUGGUCAAUACUAUUGACAAACAA
This is a messenger RNA of Medioppia subpectinata, 536 nucleotides long. Lineage: Eukaryota; Metazoa; Arthropoda; Arachnida; Sarcoptiformes; Oppiidae. The record is from the annotation of a GenBank genome assembly.